Bombyx mandarina (wild silkworm) is the source of this 900-nucleotide messenger RNA. RefSeq names its product 3-hydroxyacyl-CoA dehydrogenase type-2. The record is from RefSeq and is a predicted model, not a curated record. Gene Ontology annotation, biological process: androgen metabolic process; estrogen metabolic process; fatty acid metabolic process. Gene Ontology annotation, cellular component: mitochondrion. Gene Ontology annotation, molecular function: estradiol 17-beta-dehydrogenase [NAD(P)+] activity. NCBI's taxonomy places the organism in Eukaryota, Metazoa, Arthropoda, Insecta, Lepidoptera, Bombycidae.
AAAACUACUACUACUAAGGUUAUUGUUGAAAACACAUUUAAAUAAAAACUAUUGGUCUUCCUUAUCGUAAAAAAUGCAUAAGGGUAUGGUCAGCCUGGUAACUGGUGGAGCUUCUGGGUUAGGUAGGGCUACAGCUGAGAGACUGGUGAAACAAGGCGGAAAGGUUGUUCUGCUAGAUAUACAAGGAACGAGACUUAAAGAAGUUACAAAAGAAAUAGGGGACGAUGCUGUAGCUGUGACGGGAUCAAUAACAUCGGAGGAUGAUGUUAAAAAAGCACUGGACAUAACCAAAGACAAAUUUGGCAGACUUGAUACACUAGUCAAUUGCGCUGGGCAGUCAAUAACACAUCAGAUUUAUAACUUUAAUAAAGAUUUACCCAGUACAUUGGCAGAUUUUACAAAAAUUAUCAAUAUCAACACUGUUGGAACAUUCAACACAAUUAGGUUAUCGGCUGGACUGAUUGGUAAGAAUGAACCAGACGCUAAUGGCCAAAGAGGAGUUAUAGUCAAUACGGCAUCAACAAUAGCAUACGAAGGAGAUAUUGGUCAAGCUGCAUAUGCAGCAUCAACUGCGGCAAUAAUAGGAAUGACGCUACCGAUUGCAAGGGAUCUAGCUUCAAAAGGCAUUCGAGUUGUUACCAUAGCACCAGGUAUAUUUGACACGCCCCUAACGUCAUAUUUACCAGAGAAAAUGAAGGAAUUCAUCAGGCGUAUGACUCCAUUCCCCUCGAGAUUGGGCAAACCUGAGGAGUUUGCUCAUCUCGUUACAACUAUAGUUGAGAAUCCAAUGUUGAACGGAGAAGUCAUAAGAUUAGAUGGUGCACAAAGGUGGUUUCCGCUUUGAAAUCAUGUUAAGUUAGAUUAAGUAUUGUCUAAGACUGUUAAUAAAGUUGAAUGUUG